CAGUGAAACUCCAUCAUCAUCCACCUCCUCCUCCUCCUCCUCCUCUUCCUCCUCCUCCUCCUCCUCGUCUGUGCCACUCAGCUCCUCUCUCUGAUAACGGACACCUGCCUUUUUUAGGAACAUCUAUAAAAACCUGCCGUCAUGUCCUCAGUCCUGCAGAAGCUCGUCAGCCCCAUGACCAGCGGCCCCGCCGAGCCCCCCAGGAACAAGGUGACGGUGGUGGGAGUGGGUCAGGUGGGCAUGGCCUGUGCAGUUAGCAUCCUGCUGCGGGACCUGUGUGACGAGCUGGCUCUCGUGGACGGGGGGGAGGACCGUGUGGAUGGGGGGAUAGUGCAGCACGGCAGCCUCUUCCUGAAGACGUCCAAGAUCGUCGCUGAUAAAGACUACGCAGUGACCGCCAACUCCCGCUUGGUCGUGGUGACGGCGGGUGUCCGCCAGCAGGAGGGCGAGAGUCGCCUGAACCUGGUGCAGAGGAACGUGAACGUCUUCCGGUCCAUCAUCCCCCAGAUCGUCAAGCACAGUCCUGACUGUACUCUCAUCGUCGUCUCCAACCCCGUGGACGUGCUCACCUACGUCACCUGGAAGCUAAGCGGUCUGCCCAAACACCGCGUCAUCGGCAGCGGCACCAACCUGGACUCGGCUCGCUUUCGCUACCUGAUGGCCGAGCGCCUGGGCAUCCAUUCCACGUCCUUCAACGGCUGGGUGCUGGGCGAGCACGGAGACACCAGUGUGCCUGUGUGGAGCGGAGCCAACGUGGCUGGAGUCAACCUGCAGAAGCUGAACCCUGACAUCGGUACCGACUGUGACAAAGAGCAGUGGAAGGACACACACAAGGCUGUGGUGGACAGUGCCUACGAGGUGAUCAAACUGAAGGGCUACACCAACUGGGCCAUCGGUCUGAGCGUGGCCGACCUGACGGAGAGCAUCGUCAAAAACAUGAGCCGCGUUCACCCAGUCUCCACCAUGGUCAAGAACAUGUACGGCAUCAGCGAGGAGGUCUUCCUGUCUCUGCCCUGCGUUCUGAACAGCAGCGGCGUGAGCAGCGUCAUCAACAUGACCCUGACGGACGACGAGGUGGCUCAGCUGAGGAACAGCGCCGACACGCUGUGGGGCAUCCAGAAGAACCUGAAGGACAUUUGAGCGUACGUGUACCCCUGUAGUCAUCACUCCAGCUUUACCCCCUGAAAAUACUACAAGUACUACUUAGCACAGCAGUGAUUCUGCUGCCAGCUGUACACACACACACAC
Molecule: messenger RNA, 1248 nt
Organism: Cynoglossus semilaevis (tongue sole)
Lineage: Eukaryota; Metazoa; Chordata; Actinopteri; Pleuronectiformes; Cynoglossidae
Product: L-lactate dehydrogenase B chain
Biological process (GO): lactate metabolic process; pyruvate metabolic process
Cellular component (GO): cytoplasm
Molecular function (GO): L-lactate dehydrogenase (NAD+) activity
Source: RefSeq, a predicted model, not a curated record